Messenger RNA from Exophiala aquamarina CBS 119918, 1620 nucleotides. RefSeq lists its product as uncharacterized. The coding region runs from base 1 to 1620 and encodes 539 amino acids. The record is from RefSeq and is a predicted model, not a curated record. The transcript has a single exon. NCBI's taxonomy places the organism in Eukaryota, Fungi, Ascomycota, Eurotiomycetes, Chaetothyriales, Herpotrichiellaceae. Gene Ontology annotation, molecular function: NAD+ binding.
AUGGCCUCCUCGGCACCCCAUUCACCUGCUAGGUACAGAGAUAUAGAAAACGACUCUAACGCAUCCCCGUCACGCCCUUCUCCAUCAAAAUUACUCCGUAUCCAGCAAAUCGACGCCGACCUUCGGGCAGCAUCCGUACCACCGCGCCGCGUUGCAUCACCCGCCAAGAAAGUCCAAGUCCGCCCAAGGCUGAACCAAUACUACACCAUUGAUCAUGCAGUUUCUCUCUUCAAAAAGUCGAAGAAUAUUGUCGUCCUGACUGGAGCCGGUAUCUCGACCUCUCUCGGCGUACCGGACUUUCGAUCCAAGACCGGCGUCUACAAUCUUCUGGACGGGUCGCCGUACAACGACCCACAAGAUCUUUUCCACAUCGACAACUUCAAAACCAAUCCUGAGAUAUUCUUCAAGCAGGCUAAAAAGAUCUUCCCUAGAAUGCAAGGUCUUGUGCCGUCCGAAGGUGUCAAGGAUAGCUCCAAGCCAGUGAACUAUCACCUGGUUCCGAAAUACAGCAGCACCCACGCUUUCAUUUCUCUCUUGCAGGCCAAAGGCAAACUACUGACCAACUACACCCAAAACAUCGACGGACUGGAGACCGUCGCCGGAGUAUCUGGUACGAGAUUAAUCCAGUGCCACGGCAGUCUAUCUACAGCCAGCUGUAUGAGCUGCGGCAAACAAGUGUCCGCCAAGAAAUACAUGCCGGUCGUCCAUGGCGGUAGUAUUCCAGUAUGCAAAUGCUCGAUGGAAGAAGAACCCAAGAGGAAUAAGAGCAAGAAGCUGCCGCGGGGCCGCAGCGGGAAGAAGAAGCGCAAGCGACACGAAUACGAAGACACAGAUUCUGACGACGAUGACGACCACCACGACUUCAUGAAAGGCCUGCUGAAACCGGACAUGACAUUCUUCGGCGAGCACGUCUCGUAUUCCUACGCUCCACGACUCGCCAGCGAUAAGAGUAAAGUCGAUCUGCUCGUUAUUAUCGGGACCUCGCUGAAAGUGGCGCCCGUCAAUGAAAUGCUGUUUAUGGUCCCGCCUACGGUGCCGCAGAUAUGGAUCAGCAAGGAGCGAUGUCAGCGAGAGGGCGUCAAGGUCGACAUCGAGCUACUCGGCGAGUGCGACCUCAUUAUUGAUGAGAUCUGCCGCCGCGCGGGCUGGUCGUCGGCCCUGGACGAGCGAAAAUGGUCACCUGCAAAGGCCCCGCUCAAUGGACUCAAGGAGAAAGACAGUAAUCUCAACCUCGAGCGUGAGCAAACAAAAGAUCUGUCCACGGAAGCCAAGAAGAAAAGGAAAUCCGCGCCUUCUUCUCCCAUCGAGCCGGAAACCCAAACGCUUGAAAUGCGACCAAAGGUGAACGACGCAGCGAAGCGGCUAGCCGUCCCAUCAACCAUGCCAAUACCCCAAAUCAAACUGAACUUCGAGGACCUACCGUCCACGACGUCAGCAGAAGAGGCUCAUAUUCUCGAGCACCUGUCGAAGUACAAGAAGCCUGACACAGAAGACCCAUUGGUAGUGGUCAAAACGGAAGAACAUGCCUGUCCGCCGCCCAAAGUCAUCAUCGAGCUUGAACUCGGCACGCGCUCCAGGUGGUUUGUGAAGCGUGCGCUUUGCCCAGGCAGUGACCGGUAA